Aphis gossypii (cotton aphid) is the source of this 1712-nucleotide messenger RNA. Its product is annotated as calcitonin gene-related peptide type 1 receptor-like. The coding region runs from base 187 to 1398 and encodes 403 amino acids. The transcript has 9 exons. Gene Ontology annotation, cellular component: plasma membrane. Gene Ontology annotation, molecular function: G protein-coupled peptide receptor activity. Gene Ontology annotation, biological process: adenylate cyclase-modulating G protein-coupled receptor signaling pathway; cell surface receptor signaling pathway. NCBI's taxonomy places the organism in Eukaryota, Metazoa, Arthropoda, Insecta, Hemiptera, Aphididae. The record is from RefSeq and is a predicted model, not a curated record.
AGGACAGACACAUGUUGACUCUAACGCGUCUACUGGACUUCAACGGGCUGUUGGAGAAUUAUUUCAAAUAAUCUGUACCGUAAUAUUAUACUAAGGUGCGUUAAUAACACAAAAGCACCAUAAUCAUAAGUAUCGAUUCGAAACAACAGCAAAUCCAUCAACAUUUGACGUCAUACUUGUUUCAAAAUGUCGGACCCCGCCGCAGCCAGGGUGCACGAUUCAAAUACGUUGUUUCUGAUUGAACUUCGACAAAAAUGCUUAAAAAACGCAAAACCAGUAAACGUGACACAGAAAUUCUGUCCAAGGUAUUUCGAUGGUUAUGCAUGCUGGGAAGAAACAUUACCUAAUGUUACUGCUUUUGCCCCAUGCCCGAAUUACGUGGUGGGAUUUGAUCCGUACAGAACGGCGUUCAAGAACUGUCUGUCAGAUGGCACGUGGUACCGACAUCCGGAUACCGGAAUACAGUGGGCAAAUUACACCAGCUGCGUGGACGUUGAUGACUAUGAGUUUCGGGAUCUAAUAAACUCGCUGUACAUCUUUGGCUACUCAGUCUCGCUGGCCGCUCUGCUCACGUCGUUGCUGAUUUUCUUCACGUUCAAGACUCUGAGGUGCACUAGGAUCGCUAUACAUGUGCAUUUAUUCAUAUCCUUGGCAUUGAACAAUCUCACAUGGAUCAUUUGGUACAAAACGGUAGUACAAGACCUGUCGGUUCUCCAACAAAACGGGAUAUAUUGCCGGUCUCUGCACGUGGCUCUGCAAUUUUUCAUGGUGGCCAAUUACAUGUGGAUGUUCUGCGAAGGACUGCACUUGCACAUGGCCUUGGUUGUGGUGUUCGUCAACGAUGUGUAUGCGAUGCGGUGGUUCUACGCUAUCGGCUGGGGUGCACCCGCCGUACUUACCAUCGUGUAUGUUUCUUGGAGGAGUAAUUCUGAAGACACCACACAGUGUUGGAUGCACGAGAGCCACUGCCAGUGGGUGUUGACCGUACCGGUUUUCGCCUCCAUACUGACCAGCUUACUGUUCCUGAUGAACGUCAUGCGAGUGCUGCUGACCAAACUGCACCGAAAUUCGACAAACCCGGCUCCAAUCGGCGUCCGCAAGGCGGUCAGAGCAGCUUUGAUCCUGGUGCCCUUGUUUGGCAUACACUACAUUCUCAUACCGUAUCGUCCCAAGCACAAGACCACCGUGGAAACAAUUUAUCAAAUAUUUUCAGUAAUACUUGUGUCGACCCAGGUGAGUGAGAUGAGUGCAGUUGAGAGCACGUCUGUAAAUGUUAAACACUACCGUCAAUAUCUUUGCAACAAUAUUAUGUUGUACAUUUUAUUCAAAUGUAAUACCAAUCUAUGUACCAGGUACACGAGUAUGGAUAUGACACGCAAAACGUUUAGUAGCGUUUGAAAUCACUGGCUUUAUUUGUGUUCUUGAAUUCGGGCAAAAAAUCGCUGAAGAAAAGAUUUUACGGACACGAAUACUGUGAACCCGCGAAAUUCGAAACUUAUCCAUACUCGUAUUAUAUCUAUAGUAUCUCUAGUAUUGAAUACUACUCGUGUGCGCGAUGUUGGGUAAAAAACUCUACGAUUAACCACCAAAGAUUACAAUAAUUGUUGUUAUUUUAAAUUAUUAUGAAUUUGAAACUUUUAAAUUACAAUAAAAUAUAAUAUACAUUAUUACAUAUUUAAUUGGAUUUGUCAAUAGUAAUAAUAGAGAAAUGU